Messenger RNA from Cuscuta campestris, 1816 nucleotides. NCBI's taxonomy places the organism in Eukaryota, Viridiplantae, Streptophyta, Magnoliopsida, Solanales, Convolvulaceae. The record is from the annotation of a GenBank genome assembly.
AUCGAAAAAUAUUUCUGUGCGAACAGAAAAAAUAUUGAAAAAUGAGAACAAUUUUGAGAACAUGAAACAUUAAAAUCAAAAACAGAAAAAGGAAGAAGAUAAAUUUACCUCGCACACCAGAAAUGUUAAGUUCUUCGAUAAUGUGGAAGGCUGUCUGAAAAUUGUUCACAUUCUCACCCAUUAGAGAUUAUAGAGACCACGUUCAAAUAAAAAAUUAACCCCAAGUUUUAAUAACAACGAAUCUGUGUAUUGAAUCCAAAUUAAAAAAAACAGAAAUAAAGAUGUAAUUGAAGCCUAACAGCAAAAGAAAACAAGUUCACCUCAAUUGCUGCUUGACGAUAAUUGGCGAUGACCUGUGGGGAUGGCUAUGACGAUUUGGGUCUAGCAGAAGAUCUAGAAUGAGCAAGAUGAUAAACUAAAGUCGAUAGCUGCCAGGAGGGUUUUCUUUUUCGAAGUUUUCGACAAAGAAUGGGUUCUUGGGACAAGACUAUUUUCAAUCCUCUUUACUCAUCAAUGUUUUGUGGCCUCUGAUUAAAUACAGUCGAGAUCUUCAGGCCCUGAUUAAUAUUUAUAGUUUCAGUAGUUUGUACUUUGCAAGUAUGAUAGAUGACCAACCAUCAAGGACUUCGAAACAAUAUCAAAAGAAGGUUUUUUGGACUGAAUGAAAGUGGGAUCUUGUUGAAGUCAAAAUUUAUUUUCCCUGUUAUUUGAAGACAUUGAGGUGUUCUACAAUAUACAAAAUUAUAUGUGUCCUACUCUAAACUUGGCUGUCUAAUUGAUUAAAACAUUUCUGUAGCAUUCUUUUUGUGAGAUGCAUCCCAUCUUUUUCAUUCUUUUUUGCCUUCAUUUAUCUCUUUAAUGAUGCAGGAUCAUACUAUACUGGCCUUACAAAAGGCUACAUUUAGGUAAGAAUAUUCUGUUCAUGUUUCUGCGGCUGCUGCUAUUGUUGAAUUAAUUUUAGCAGAAAAGCUGUCUGAAUAAAGUGGAUCAGUCUCUCUUCAAAAAUCAAGCAGCGAAGCCGGCAGUAGCAAGAAAACUGAAGUUUAUCUUAUAACUGGGGCUGGCCUUUUUCAGGUGCUUAGUGGUUUACUGCGGAGAUGUCUUUGUCAGCAGGCAAAGAGGCAAGAGUCAGAGAGAUUGUGUACCAUGGAUUGUUGAAGCUGGUGUUGAUAGAUCCCUUGGUUGCUGAACAUGUUUUAAAUUUUAUCUUGCCCCACUUUCAACGAUUUCUCACUAGGAUGCGGAGCUGCUUGAUAUUAUCAAUUGUAUUAAAAUUGAGAAUGGCAAAGUCUUUAUUGAAGAGCUAUUUGACUGCCUUGUGUCCUGCACCAGUUGGAUGCUGCAGCUAUUUCAUCAACUUGCCAGUAAUCCUUCAGAUUCAUUGGAUUUGCCUGGCUUCUCUCUUACCCAAGAGAAUGAGGCAGGAAGAACCUUGGCUAGCGGGAGCUUAUCCAAUGGCUUGUGAAUGAUCAGGGAUCUAAUCAAAACCGAAAGACUCUCCAGUAAAAAUGGGUGAAAAACACCAGAACUUACAACACAUGCAGUCUUCUUGUCUCCAUCUAAAAAUGUUUUUGGCAUCAGUCUACAAUGACAUUCCUUGUGUGUGUGUGUGUAGGGGUGGGCGUGAAAUCCGUUCCCAUUGGACCGUUCUGAAAAAUCUCGGAUCCGUUUUGUAAUUGUACCGAUAUAUUGGGAUAUAUUUUUUUGUCCCGAACCCGUUCCGUCCCAAUAUCAAAUGGGACAUGAGCGUGACAACUUAAAUUUAUACCGAUCCGUCCCGUUUCAUCUACUCUACUAAUAUAUAAUACUAAUUCUA